UAUGUCUAUGGACUGAGCGCGGUCGUGUGUAGUGAGUUGGUCUGUUUUCGGUAGUUAUACAUUGCAUAUAUACUAUCGUCAUGGUAAAUUAUUGUGUUUGUGCUGGUUGCACAAACUCCAACCUGUCAGGACAUCGGGCCCACAGUUUUCCUAACAGGAAAAAGAGCGGAGCUCUCUUUCGUGCCUGGGUGCGUUUUGUACAGGUGAAGAGGCUGGACUUCACUUCGGCAUCUGUUACACAAAACGCCGUUGUAUGUGGAGCUCAUUUUAAAUCAGAGGAUUAUGACCCCAGUCAUGUGAUGGAGUUCAGGAUGGGAUGCCGCUGCCAGGAGCGGAACAGUGAUCAUACCAUAGUUUGCUGUGCAGCGUUUGGGUGCACCGACCGGUCGGAGAGAGGCCAUCAGAUGUACGGUUUCCCCAAGGACAUGGCCCGACGUAAAAGGCUGGCUAUGGUCAGCAGAGAACACUUUGAAUUAAAAGGAGAUUACAAUAGCAGAAAAAUUUGUCAGGUACAUUUUGAGGACGACCUGUUCACAAACACCAAAAAAGGCGGCUUGAAGUUACGACCUGAUGCUGUGCCGACAUUAUUCAUCCAUCGCCCAAAGCCCAGGAGCAGGAAAGUCCCCACACGGAGCAUGGAUUCAGCAGGGGUGAAUGAAUGGAGCCAAGACCACACCUACUGCAAAGACCACACCUACUGCAGAACAUCAUAUUUGGCAGACCUGGAGGAACCAGCACCAACAAGGAUCAAACAGGAAGAACCAGAACUAACAAGGGUCAAAGAGGAAGAACCAGAACUAGAACUAACUCCACGGAUUAAAGAGGAAGAACCAGAACUAGAACUAACUCCACGGAUUAAAGAGGAAGAACCAGAACUAGAACUAACUCCACGGAUUAAAGAGGAAGAACCAGAACUAGAACUAACAAGGAUCAGAGAGGAAGAGCCAGAACUAACUCCACGGAUUAAAGAGGAAGAACCAGAACUAGAACUAACUCCACGGAUUAAAGAGGAAGAACUAGAACUAGAACUAACAAGGAUCAGAGAGGAAGAACCAGAACUAGAACUAACUCCACGGAUUAAAGAGGAAGAACCAGAACUAGAACUAACAAGGAUCAGAGAGGAAGAACCAGAACUAGAACUAACAAGGAUCAGAGAGGAAGAACCAGAACUAGAACUAACUCCACGGAUUAAAGAGGAAGAACCAGAACUAGAACUAACUCCACGGAUUAAAGAGGAAGAACCAGAAGUAGAACUAACUCCACAAAUUAAAGAGGAAGAGGAGGAACUCUGCAUCAGGCCGGAGGAAGAGCAGCUGGUUCUGAAGCAGGAGACGGAUACAACAGUCCAGUUCAAGUCUGAAGCUGCUGGAACUUUAAACGAUGGUGAAAACGACGCGACCCGGUACCAGGAAGAGACGGAUCAGCACCAACUGCUGGCGUUGUAUAUCAAGAACCACGUGAGAGACCUUCCACCGCAACAUGUCUGCAAGGAGGGGGAAGUUCUCUCUGACCAGCAGGACCAGAACUCCGGUCUGGAUCAGGCUGAACCGGAACUCCCACAGAUGGAAGAGGAACAGGAAGAACUCUCUAGCCGUCUGGAGGAACCAGAGCAGCUGGUUCUGAAGAGGGAGACGGAUCUUCCCUCGUGUCAGAAGAAGGACCUCAGUGGAGCAGAACCAAACGCUGAUCGGCUUCACUCUCAGAACCCUCAGAACUCUCAGAACUCUCCGUUAACCGAGAGUCAAAGUCAGGAACGAAUCAAGAACCUGGACUCGACUCCACGUGUGGAGACGGGUCCAAACAAGAGCCACCCCAGAACCAGGACUGAGGGUGGAAACGGACAGCGCCUGACUAAAGCUCGGGGACGCAGGAAGUCGGUGAGAUGUGACUUUUGAAGUCACAUCUCACUAAGACUCAUCACCAUGGAAACCACAGACUAGUCAGAGCUAGUUAACCUAGACUCGUGACUCAUCACCAUGGAAACCACAGACUAGUCAGAGCUAGUUAACCUAGACUCGUGACUCAUCACCAUGGAAACCACAGACUAGUCAGAGCUAGUUAACCUAGACUCAUGACUUUUACCCAGAGAACAGGAGACCCGGGACGGACGGUAGCAGGAAUCCAACCGCAG
Messenger RNA from Cololabis saira (Pacific saury), 2131 nucleotides. RefSeq names its product trichohyalin-like. The transcript has 5 exons. The record is from RefSeq and is a predicted model, not a curated record. The coding region runs from base 81 to 1895 and encodes 604 amino acids. Gene Ontology annotation, molecular function: sequence-specific DNA binding. NCBI's taxonomy places the organism in Eukaryota, Metazoa, Chordata, Actinopteri, Beloniformes, Belonidae.